AUGCGCGACAUGUCCUCCAAAUUCAUUGAGAUCCUCGACCCCAACGAUACUCGUCCCCGCAUCUCACACUGCGAUGUACGUCUCGAAGACGUCCUGGCCGACCAUGAAGCCUUCGUGACCCGACCGCGAUCCUCCACUCAAUCCUCCUCCAAGCCGAGUCUAGACAAAGACCGUCUCGACCGCGAGCAACCCACCUCUCCGACGCAGCGCUGGAAACGAUUCAGCACGAUGCUCGCAUAUUUCAUGAUGAAGGGAUAG
Aspergillus ibericus CBS 121593 is the source of this 258-nucleotide messenger RNA. RefSeq lists its product as uncharacterized. Bases 1 to 258 code for a protein of 85 amino acids. The transcript is spliced from 2 exons. The record is from RefSeq and is a predicted model, not a curated record. Lineage: Eukaryota; Fungi; Ascomycota; Eurotiomycetes; Eurotiales; Aspergillaceae.